AUGGCCGCAGGCAAUUUUACUCCUGUUACCGAGUUCAUUUUUUUGGGACUGACAGAUCAAGAAGAAUUGAAAGUCGUGCUUUUUGUGCCGUUCCUGGGGAUUUACAUCAUUACGUUGGUGGGCAAUGUGAGCAUGAUCCUCUUAAUCCAAAUCUCCCCGAAGCUCAGCACACCGAUGUACUUUUUUCUUAGUUGCCUCUCAUUUGUAGAUGCCUGCUAUUCCUCCGUCAUUGCACCAAAAUUGCUGAUCACCCUAUUGGUGGUGAGGGAAACCAUCUCCUUCUCCGGCUGCAUCAUACAGCAUUUGUUUUUUGGGGUGUUCAUCACCACGGAAGGCUUCCUGCUCUCAGUGAUGGCUUACGAUCGUUAUGUGGCCAUUGCCAACCCUCUCCUGUACAACAUGGCCAUGUCUCGGAGAAAGUGUGUAGCCCUCGCUGUUGGUUCCUACACAGGUGGACUGAUCAACUCCCUGACACACACAGUAAGCUUGGGGAGACUGUCCUUUUGUGGGCCCAAUGUCGUGGGUCACUUCUUCCGCGACAUUCCUCCACUGCUGAAGCUGUCAUGUUCUGACACCUCCCUGAAUGAGUUUUUGCUCUUACUCUUCUCUGGAGUCAUCGCAAUGGCCACUUUCUUGAUUGUGAUCAUUUCCUACAUAUUCAUUGCCUUUGCUAUUCUGCGAAUCUGCUCAGCUUCAGGCAGACGGAAAGCCUUCUCCACCUGCACCUCUCACCUGACUGCUGUGACCAUAUUCUAUGGCACCUUAAGCUUUAAUUACAUUCAGCCAAGCUCCCGGUAUUCUGUGCAGCAGGAAAAGGUGGUUUCUGUGUUCUAUACAUUAGUGAUUCCCAUGUUAAACCCACUGAUUUACAGCCUCAGGAACAAAGAGGUAAAAGAUGCUGUGAAAUGGGCCGUAGAUAUCAAAUAUUUCUCAGGUUAA
This is a messenger RNA of Fukomys damarensis (Damara mole-rat), 939 nucleotides long. Its product is annotated as olfactory receptor 1052. Bases 1 to 939 code for a protein of 312 amino acids. The record is from RefSeq and is a predicted model, not a curated record. The transcript has a single exon. Gene Ontology annotation, cellular component: membrane. Gene Ontology annotation, biological process: G protein-coupled receptor signaling pathway; sensory perception of smell. Gene Ontology annotation, molecular function: odorant binding; olfactory receptor activity; G protein-coupled receptor activity. Lineage: Eukaryota; Metazoa; Chordata; Mammalia; Rodentia; Bathyergidae.